Messenger RNA from Gambusia affinis (western mosquitofish), 3062 nucleotides. Its product is annotated as Serine/threonine-protein kinase pdik1l-B-like. The record is from RefSeq and is a predicted model, not a curated record. The transcript has 7 exons. Gene Ontology annotation, biological process: positive regulation of autophagy; axon extension; autophagosome organization. Gene Ontology annotation, molecular function: ATP binding; protein serine/threonine kinase activity. Gene Ontology annotation, cellular component: cytoplasm; autophagosome. NCBI's taxonomy places the organism in Eukaryota, Metazoa, Chordata, Actinopteri, Cyprinodontiformes, Poeciliidae. The coding region runs from base 377 to 1594 and encodes 405 amino acids.
ACUUUGUUUCUCAUGAUCUACCUAUAAGUUUCCACGUUCCAUUUUGUUUGUACAUUCUUCAAACUUUUGGCCACAGGGCAUUCUCCCCCCCACCCCCUGCCAAUCAGCCAUGCAGGUGUAGGAGCUCGUUAGGGUUUGCAGGCACCCUCUUCAUCAAGCAAAAAACAGUCUCUCCGGGAACGGUUGAGUUUAUUUGAGGACGCGCCGGAAGUCGACGUUUAAAGUUUGUUUUUUCCAGCUUCAUUUCGGUUGAUAAUUGAGGAUUAAACCCAAACUAAUGCUGAUUAAUGUUGCUUGGGACGCCCUGUAACUUUUAUCGGCUACGUUUUUGGAGUUCCUAAGACCAACUGCGGCCGUGUGGGCUGCUUGCUGAAACAUGGAGGAGUUGUACACCUUGGACAGGGAGGUGGGCAGGGGCAGCUAUGGCGUUGUGUUUGAGGGCCACAUGGCCAAAACGGGACACAAGGUGGCUAUUAAACGGCUGCCCUGCAGCAACCCAGAAUGCAUUGAGCUCUACCUGCAGGAGCUGUGGGCCAUGAGAGCCACCGCCAAGAACCACGUCAACGUUAUCGCUCUGCACAGCUGCCUCCUUCAGACCGGAUCCAGGAGCCUGAAGCCCCUCAAACCUGGAAAACUCCCCCUGCGGCUUGUGGAGACCGUGCUCAAGGGGAGUGUGGUGAACCCGCAGAAAGGUCGAAGAAGCAAGAGCUUGUCGAACACCCCAAGGAGGACGAACUCUGCUUCCAGACUUCGAGACAAGACUAACACGGUGCUAGGUAGAACCAAAUCUGAGGAGGGGAGGAAAUCGACUGGUUCUGAUUCCUUGACCCCGCAGCGACCUCCAAGCCGAGCCAUGAAGAGGUCAGCCCAGAGGGAGUUGGAGGAGGAGCAGGAGGAGGAAGUGGAGCAGGCUGGAUCUCUGCGCUGCCUGGCCCUGUGGCUGGUCAUGGAGUACUGUGAUGGAGGAGACCUGAACCAGUACCUGCUCUCUAGACCCCCGGACGCUGACCGCAACCACAGCGUGGUGCUGCAGCUCUGCAGCGCCGUGGCCUUCCUCCACGCCUUGGGCAUCACCCACCGAGACCUGAAGCCGGACAACGUCCUGGUCUGCGUGACGCCCAAAGGCCCCGUUAUCAAGGUGGCGGAUUUUGGCCUGAGCAAGAUGAGCGGCGCCGUGGCGAACGGCGAGCGGUGCCGGCAGCACUUCUCGUCCACGUGCGGCUCCGACUUCUACAUGGCACCCGAGGUGUGGGGCGGGCUGAGCUACACGGCCCAGGCGGACAUCUUCUCCCUGGGUGUGAUGUUCUGGGCCGUCCUGGAGAGGAUCACCUUCGUGGAGGAGGGAACGACGCAGGAGCAGCUGGGUGCCUACGUGUCUAAGGGCCGGUGGCUGAUGCCCCUGGGUGAGGCUCUGUGGGAGAACGCCGACCUCCAGCUGUGCAUCCCUAUGAAGUCUAAGAGGGCGCCGCCGCCACCCGGCCCAGCCAUGUGUGCCCUGCUUUUGGACAUGCUGGCCUUGAACCCGGACGCUCGGCCCUCGGCGGCCCAGCUGGAGGCCAGGGUGCGCUCCGCUUUGAGAGACGACGGACCCUAGAGACCGGAACGGCUGGGCGAAAACCAGAUGUGGCGCCAUUCAGACUGCAGCUGUUCCUGUACCGCCCGAACCAGAACUUUUGAGGGCUAUGCUAAGGGAACGCGAUACUAAAACACUCAGUGGUAUGUCGGUCCUCUGCUUCAUUUAAGGUCUUUAUGAGUUUUGAUGUUGGGUGACGAUAAAAACAAAUGUUUCACCUAAUAUAUAAAAAAAAUUAAAAACAAAUAGCUGAAAUUUAAGAAAAAAAUGUUUUUGUUGUCAUAUUCCCAUUGCACUUCAAUGUAGCAUUCCUUGUUAAAUAUGCUAAUGAAAUUAGUAUUUUUGACUUGUAAAAGGGUAUAUAUGUAAAUAAGCUGGGCAUGUUUUGCUGGUUAUUUUUCUUUAGUUUUAAAAGGUAAGAAAAGUUAGAGACUAGAGAAGCACCGGUGUAAACCCGACAACUUUUUAAAUAAUAAUUUGUUUUUUAAAAACUUUCUUCCUUCACUGCCUCUGUUGAACCAGAAGUGCAACACUACUACAAAUAAAUCUGUGAUUAAAUAAAUGCAUAUUUGUGCUACAAUUUAGAAUAAAACAAUAGCGGCGCAUGUCACUCUGUUUCAGGUAAAUGUCGCCCGUCAGCACAGCAGCUGAACUGCAGACCAAUCAGUUGGUCGCCUCAUUUCAAAUAAACGUUCAAAAUAAAUUUGACAUAUUUAAGAUGAUUAAUUCAUCUGAUGAACCUGUUCAACUUGAAAUUUAAAAUAGUCACAUAUGAUAUACUUAAAAAUAUACUAGAUUGUGGCACAUCUGGUCUUCCGUAGGCAGGUGAAACAGUUACAUUUUUGUAACUUUUUUUCUCUCCCAUAUUUAAAAAAACAAACAAAAAAGAACAACAUGCAUCACAUUCUGAACUACCACCAUUUCUGCUGUCUUAAGAGAUUUGAAGUAAUUUUAAUAGUAAUAAAAAAAAAUACAAUUUGAAGCUCUUGAUCAUUUUUUUUUGUUAUACAAAAGUUAAAUUGUUAUACUCCAAAGCCUGACUGAUGCGUCCCUAUUUAAUAAAAAAAAAAUAAAAAUUUUUAAGGUGUUUACAGAAUAAAUGGCCAGAUACAUAUUUAAGCGUUUUGCCUUUUUAAAAUAUUUCUUGAGUGUUUUUAACGCGUUUGUCUGAUAAGGUUUUUAAAAAAAAGAAAAAAAAAAGUGGUCUCCUUCUUGUACAGUGCGAGUAAUUUUGUGUAUGUGAUUAAAAAGUCAAAGAGCAAGUAGCAUGAGGCUCGGUGAUGUCACUGAUAUACUGUCCUGCUGCAAACAGGAAAUUAAAACCCGGGUCCAGGAUUGGUCCUGAUCCGAUCGGCCCGACACCCACAGCAUUUAUUACGGGUCAUCAGUCUCAGUCCUUCAGUGUAAAACCUUUAUUGUCUUUCUUCAAAGCCUGAAACGACUUGUGCUUUUAAAUGCAAUGUAAUUUAAAUAAAGAUUAAUAUUAUUA